AUGAAUGCACAGAACAUCGUGUCGGUUUUGAGCGAUUUAGUUGCAAAUAAUUUAACCGUUACACAGCCGUCUCCAAUUACACUACAAGAGCGACGAUCGGCCGAACACCUUGCUGAUACAGUUAAAUUAAUGGCCAGUGGACAAAGAGUCGAUUAUGUCGAAGAGACAAUUUUAGACUUCGGUGAUUUUACUGAUGAUGAAGACAGCGAAAAAGAGGAGGACCCCAUGGCUGUCGAGAAGGAGGGUGAAGAAAUGGGCGAAGACUGGGCGAACAAAGAUGCUGCUUUAGAAAAAUAUGAAUUUUCCAGAAGAGUUUAUGCGUCAAGUGGUUGA
Molecule: messenger RNA, 333 nt
Organism: Didymodactylos carnosus
Lineage: Eukaryota; Metazoa; Rotifera; Eurotatoria; Philodinida; Philodinidae
Source: the annotation of a GenBank genome assembly